This is a messenger RNA of Dendrobium catenatum, 1699 nucleotides long. RefSeq names its product AAA-ATPase At3g50940-like. The record is from RefSeq and is a predicted model, not a curated record. The coding region runs from base 145 to 1611 and encodes 488 amino acids. Gene Ontology annotation, molecular function: ATP hydrolysis activity; ATP binding. The transcript has a single exon. Lineage: Eukaryota; Viridiplantae; Streptophyta; Magnoliopsida; Asparagales; Orchidaceae.
CCAGUCUCCCUCCCACCCAAAUAUUCAACUCCAAAACCACCAAAGACCAUCCUCGCUUCUUCCAGUUCCCAGAAAGAGCGAAUCUUCCUCCACCGCACCAGAACAAACCCAAAGAAGCAGAAAAAAGCUAAUUUUUCCUCGGCCAUGGAUUCUCAAAGCAAAGCCAUCGAAUCCGCGAAGAAAUACCUGACUACCGCCGCCUCCAUCGCCGCCUCCGCCAUGCUCGCCCGCACCAUCGUCGACGAAUACCUCCCAUACGAACUCCGCACCAUCGUCUCCUCCGGAUUCGACAAGCUCUUCGGCCGCUUCUCCAGCGAGCACACCAUCGUCAUCCAGGAAACCGAAGGCCUCACCUCCAAUGAACUCUACGACGCAUCAAGCACUUACCUUCGCACCCGAAUUUCCUCCAACAUGCGCCGACUCAGAGCCAGUAAGAACGAGGAAAAGAACAGCAUAACUCUCUCCCUCGAUGACGGUGAAGAGCUCGUCGACGCCUUCCAAGGCGCCGAGUACAAAUGGCGGCUAAUAAGCCAGCAGGAGAAUCAAGGUGGGAAUCGCGGUGGGGAUUUCAGUUCAAACAGCGAAGUCCGCUGGUUCGAGCUCACUUUCCAUAAGAAAUACAAAGACGUUACGUUAGAUUCAUACCUUCCUCAUAUUCUGGAAAAGGCGAAGGAGAUCAAAGCAGCAGAUAGAAGGUUGAAGCUUUACAUGAAUGAGUACGAGUGCUGGAGCCCAAUUGACCUGCAACAUCCAGCAACAUUCGAGACGCUGGCAAUGGAAGCAGAUCUCAAGAAAACAAUUCUUGAAGAUUUAGCGAGAUUUGUUAAGAGGAAAGAGUAUUAUAAAAAGAUUGGAAAGGCGUGGAAACGUGGGUACUUGCUUUUCGGACCUCCUGGAACAGGCAAAUCGACCUUGAUUGCUGCCAUGGCGAAUUAUCUCAGAUUUGAUAUCUAUGAUCUGGACCUCAAGGAGGUUCGAAUGAACUCUGCGCUGAAGAGGCUGCUUGUUGGAAUGACGAAUAAAUCACUGCUUGUUAUAGAAGACAUUGAUUGUUCGGUUGAUUUGAAGAACAGGGAUGAGGAUAUGGAGAAUGAAGGCAACAACAAGUCUCAUGAUGAUGAGAUAAGCCUUUCUGGAUUGCUGAACUUCAUUGAUGGGCUGUGGUCGACAAGCGGAGAGGAGAGGAUCAUCGUGUUUACAACUAAUUAUAAAGAAAAGCUUGAUCCUGCAUUGCUGAGACCUGGAAGGAUGGAUAUGCACGUAAAUAUGGGUUAUUGUGGGCCAAAUAGUUUCAGAAUUUUAGUAUCUACUUACCAUGCCAUUGAUGAGCAUCCCAAGUUUGAGGAGAUUGAAGGGUUGUUGAAAGAGGUGGAGGCCACGCCGGCUGAAGUUGCAGAGCAAUUGAUGAGAAGCGAUGAUGUUGAUGUUGCUUUGGAGGGUCUGAUACAACUGCUGCAUGGAAAGAGGGACGAAGGUCAGGGAAAUAAAGGAAAUAGAGAAUAUGAUAAGGAUGAAAAAUUGGUAGUUGUGGAGAACAAGGAAGAAGGAUUGGAGAGCAGUGCGGAGGAUCUUGAAACUGAAAAAUUAAUUGUUGGAGCUGUAAAUUGCUAAGAGAAUGACUAAAUCUGUAAUGUUAUUUUGAGGCCAAUAAAAUGGUUAAUUAUUUUCGACAUGAAAUAAGCUAAAAAUUAGAUUUUGA